UAAAUUUCUUUUUUCCCGUUCUACAAAUCAAUGUUUUGAAGAACUCAUUUCUCAAGAAUUGUUUUCCCUUUCCAUUUCCCACCCUAUCUUCUCUCUCAUCACCGGCGGCAGCCGCAGACUCCAAACAGAAAUUAAAUCGCCGCCUCCACCGUCAUACAGGGAGAUCACGGAAUAUCAUCUUUCCUUUGGCCGCUGAUCUAAUCCAUCACCACCACCCGCAGCACCGCUAUCUGCCAUUUAUUCCAGCAGGCCUUCCACCGUUCCUCACUGCACUAGAUCCUGAUCAUCAGAUCUGAUCAUUUCAUCUCUGUUGCUGCACUUUCGGAUUUAAGAAAUGGAGAAAGCCAGAGAUUGGGAGCAUAAACUGCUGGUCAACGAGGUAAUUGAAGGAUUAGAGUCUGCAAAGGAACUUCCGAUCCAUCUCGACAUGUCUUCUCCUGCAGGAUUGUUAGUUAAAAAGAUCCAAUCUUCCUUAACUAAUGCUCUUUCCAUCCUGAAAUCGAGCGGCCAAGAGGUAGAGCUGCCGCUGACAGGUCCGAAAGCCAGCUCAAGCUCCACCCUUUCCAUCAAUAAAAGCCUACAAAGCGAGGAUUCUAAUCAGGCCUCCAACGAUAUGGGUAAUCUUGUACACUGCCAGAAAAGACGGAAGCCAUCAAUGGAGACAAAACAAAUGCGUGUUGUUUGCUCAGAGACAGACCCACCAGAUGAUGGCUAUAUCUGGAGAAAACAUGGGCAGAAAGAGAUCACUGGAAGUAGAUUUCCAAGGAGCUACUACCGAAGUAGUGAUCGGUACGAAGGAGGAUGCACUGCCUUGAAGACAGUCCUGAUCAGGUCCCAUGACGACCCCUCGAUGCUUGAUAUCACAUACCAAGGAAAGCACACUUGUGAACAAGCAACCCGUCUAAUGUCACUAGUGCCAUUGGUAAAAGAACAGGAGCAGCAGCAGCAGCAGCAGACACUCCUGCACUUCCCAAUGGAACCCAAAGUAUCUACUGACGUGCAAAUUCCAAGCACGGAAUUAUCGUUAUCUUGCUUCCCUUUAGCAUCGCUUGGCCCUUCGAAUCCCAAUAACCCAAUUGAUUUUCCUUGUGAGCUUGAUGAGCGCAUUGGGAUCAUGGAUGAAGUAAAUGAGGACGCAUUCACAUCCAUAGUUGAUUUUCUGGUCCCUGAAUCCUCUGUGAUAUUCUCAAAAAAAAGCUCUCCAUCACAUGAUAUACCGCAUGUGCUCUUUGAGCGCGCACACAGGAUUUCAGUUCUUGAUCUAUCUCAUACAAAGAUUGAGUUCCUACCAGAGUCAAUUUCUGAAUUGAAGAACGUACAGAAACUAUUAUUUCAUCACUGUGAGAGACUAAAGAUUGUCCCUUAUCUAGCAAAGCUCAAAGAAUUAAGAGUGUUGGACCUCUCAUAUACCAUUAUCAAAGAAUUGCCACUAGGGAUAGAUGAGUUGGUUAACCUAAAACACCUUGAUCUCUCUUACACAAGGAAUUUGGAAAUAUAUCCAGUUGGGGUGCUACACAAGCUCCCUCUACUUGAAGACCUCUUGAUGUUCCAGAGCAGAUGUAGUUGGCCAUUGUCAGAUGUGUUGGGAGGAGCGGACAUCAAAGAGAUCGUAAGUGCGACACACUUGGCUAAUCUUGCCAUAAGCUUUGUAGAUUUGCCGAGUUUCAUUGGAUACAUGAGAUCCGGUCAUUGGCGAACUCUGAAAAGCUUCCGUUUUGAUAUAGGGUGGGUGUUGAAUUGUCUACCCCUGGCCUCUUUUAGUCGGAAAUACAGUGUACAAAUCCUAGGCUGUGACCUUGUUGACGAAAUGGACUCCGUAAUGCUCCCUGAUAAUACUCUCGAGCUGAUCAUUAAGAACUGUCACGGUAUCGGCUGCUUGUCGGAGAUGCAAUGCAUAACGCAUUUGAGGAACUUGAAAGAAUGUAGCGUGGUGGAUUGUGAUGGGAUGGAAUGCAUUUUGAUGGUGGAGAAGAACACAUUGCCUACUAUGGAGGAGUUGAUACUUUAUAACCUUCCCAAUUUAAGGACCCUCUACAGAGGUGUCCCACAGUUUGGCACCCUUCCAAGUCUUAAAACCAUGACGGUCGAACAUUGUCAUAAUCUCAAGAAUUUAUUUUCCUUUGGGUUGUUCCAACACCUCCAAAAUCUUGAAUAUGUUAGACUUUGGAUGUGUGAUAAGGUUGAGGAGAUCAUAGCAGAAGAUGAAGUGAUGGCCGAUAGGGACACCAUCACACUCCCAAGGUUAAAAGAACUGCGGAUGGGAUUUUUACCUGAAUUAAGAAGCGUUUCUAAGAGGGUACUGGUGUGUAAUUCUCUAGUCAGUAUUGUAGUAGAAAACUGUCCGAAACUGAAGAAGCUUCCUCACUUUAUUGGUGUCCUCCCUUCUUUUGAAAAAAUCAGAGGGAGUAGGAAGUGGUGGGAUGCAUUGGAAUGGGAUGAUCUCAAUAUUAGGACUCCUCUCCAAACUUUUUUUAUUGAGCAAUCUGAUCUUGAAUCUGAAUCUGAAUUUGGAUCUGAAUCAGAAGAAGAUGAUCACGAUGAGGAUGAUGAUGGUGGUGGUUUCCAUGAUGAUGAUGAAAGAGGAGACAGCAAAAGAAGGAAAGUACAACUGUAAGAGUAUAACAGUAACAAGCCAAGUGCAUUCUUGAUUGUUCUACCUAUUCAAUGGCACAUUCCAUGUGUAAUUAAAAUGCCUCUGUAACAUUAUUACUUAGGUGUUGAAUCAGCACAACUUAGGUUGAUUUUCCCAACCGUGUGACUGCACCAAGCAUUCAUGGCCAAACAUGGCU
Messenger RNA from Magnolia sinica, 2789 nucleotides. RefSeq names its product disease resistance protein At4g27190-like. NCBI's taxonomy places the organism in Eukaryota, Viridiplantae, Streptophyta, Magnoliopsida, Magnoliales, Magnoliaceae. The coding region runs from base 335 to 2614 and encodes 759 amino acids. Gene Ontology annotation, molecular function: DNA-binding transcription factor activity; sequence-specific DNA binding. The record is from RefSeq and is a predicted model, not a curated record. The transcript has 3 exons. Gene Ontology annotation, biological process: regulation of DNA-templated transcription.